UUUCCGGGGUGGGCUUGGCGGGGUGGGCUUCCGGUUCUGUCGGCCCUGGCGCGGAAAAGACCAAAGAGGCCUGGGAGAUCCUUGCUGCUUUCUGCCCGCCAUGAGCUUCCUGAAGCGCAUCCCGGCUCCUACCGAAGGGGUCCGGCUGCGGCAGCCCGACACCGAGGCCGUGCUCGGGGGACAGGGCCUGGGCACCGGGAGCUUCUACAUCGCCGAGAGCCGUCUGUCAUGGAUAGAGACUUCGGGCCUUGGGUUCUCAUUGGACUAUCCCAUCAUAAGCUUGCAUGCCAUCUCCAGGGACCUGAGUGCCUAUCCGUGGGAGCAUUUGUACGUCAUGGUAAAUGCAAAGUUUGAAGCAGAAGAAUCAAAAGAAUCUUGCAUGGGAGAAGAGGAGGAGGAGGAAGAAGGAGGCAGCGAUGAUGAGCUUGAGCCCAUUUCAGAAUUCAGAUUUGUACCCAGCGACAAAUCUGCCUUGGAAGCGAUGUUCUCUGCGAUGUGUGAAUGCCAGGCCCUGCAUCCUGACCCUGAAGAUGAAGACUCUGACAAUUAUGACGGCGAGGAAUACGAUGUGGAAGCCCACGAGAUGGGCCAAGGUGACAUCCCUUCAUUCUACACCUACGAAGAAGGCUUAUCGCGUUUAACUGCUGAGGGUCAGGCUACAUUGGAGAGACUGGAGGGCAUGCUGGCCCAGUCAAUCAGCACGCAGUACCACAUGGCCGGGGUACGGACAGAAGAUUCUGUCAGAGACUUUGAAGAUGGGAUGGAGGUGGACACAGCACCAGCAGUUGCUGGGCAGUUUGAAGACGCAGAUGUUGAUCACUGAGCAGGAUGCCCGGAUUCUUCUCUCAGCAUUUCCAGAACAGGCUCUGCAAGCUUGAAGACGUUAUAACCGAAAUUGCCCUUUCUGUAUUAAUGGCCUAAAUGUGGAGAUUUAGGUCUGUAAAUGCUUUUAUAAAUGUGUUGAUAAAGCAGGACUUGACACUGUGGGGCUGGCUUUUUAAAAAAAUAUAUGAACUUGAGAAAACGGUAAUACCUUGGGUCUGAAUGGAGGGAUUAAUCAUGGUUUAUUGUUGGAAAGUCUUUACAGGAAUGAUAGCGAUUAAGGUAUAAAGUUGUCCUUAGAAUUCUAGAUUGUCCUAGAAUUUUCCACAUAUUUUUGUGCCUGCUUAUCCACAGCUGACGAUGUCUGACAUGACCAUGAUUCUGGUUUAGCUAGAGAGAUGAGAGGUGUGGUGGAGCUAGAGAGUCAAACAGAUUUUGAAACCUUUCAAGGAAUUGGCUCAUUCCAUUGGAUGCUCUUGUUUUGUCAUGGUUUUAGUGGCCUGGUUUGGCAUAGGGAUGCCAUCUGUACUGCCCCACAGAUAAGCUUCUUAUGUCUUUGUCAUAAAUGAAAAUAAAAUGGUUCAAUAAAUAUAAUUUUUGUACCUUA
Rhineura floridana is the source of this 1429-nucleotide messenger RNA. It is a transcript of the gene CLNS1A, whose product is annotated as chloride nucleotide-sensitive channel 1A. Gene Ontology annotation, cellular component: pICln-Sm protein complex; spliceosomal complex; plasma membrane. The record is from RefSeq and is a predicted model, not a curated record. Lineage: Eukaryota; Metazoa; Chordata; Lepidosauria; Squamata; Rhineuridae. The transcript is spliced from 7 exons. Bases 101 to 823 code for a protein of 240 amino acids. Gene Ontology annotation, biological process: chloride transport; cell volume homeostasis; spliceosomal snRNP assembly.